AUGUCUUCCUCCCUGCGCGCCCUCCGACCUCUCGCCCGCCAAGCAGGCGCAGCACGACAGGUCCGCCCAAGAGUAUCAUCCACACCAGCAAUCCAGCAGCAACAAAAGCGCCGCCUCGACACCUCAAGCGCACCAACCUUAUACUCAGCCCACGCACGGGUCAUCGGGGCGCGGUCCGGCCGCGUACAAGGCGAGAAUCUCAACGUCGAGCUCACGAUGGCGAAGGCACUAGGCGGUCCGGGCGACCGGGGCAAGACGAACCCGGAGGAGCUGUUCGCUGCGGGUUACGGGGCGUGCUUCCAGUCGGCGAUGAACGCGGCCGCCGCGGGGAUGGGCGUCAAGAUGCCCACGCGCCAGGAGGACUCGGUCGUCGAGUCGACGGUGCACCUCGUCGGGAACAUGAAGGGACUCGACAUUGGUUUAAGGGUCAAUAUGGUCGUGAAGGUCAAGGGCCUGGGCCGCGCGGAGCUGGAGAAGGUCGUGCGGAAGGCGGAGGAGGUGUGUCCUUAUUCGAGGGCCACGCAUGGCAAUGUCGAUACGCAUAUCAAGGUGGUCGACUUCACUGAUGGAGAGAAUGAUAUCGAAGGGGGCGAGCCCAAGUCCUACGGGACGAGCACAUACGGUUGA
This is a messenger RNA of Diaporthe citri, 627 nucleotides long. RefSeq lists its product as uncharacterized. NCBI's taxonomy places the organism in Eukaryota, Fungi, Ascomycota, Sordariomycetes, Diaporthales, Diaporthaceae. Gene Ontology annotation, biological process: response to oxidative stress. The coding region runs from base 1 to 627 and encodes 208 amino acids. The record is from RefSeq and is a predicted model, not a curated record. The transcript has a single exon.